Molecule: messenger RNA, 6100 nt
Organism: Chelonia mydas (Green sea turtle)
Lineage: Eukaryota; Metazoa; Chordata; Testudines; Cheloniidae
Gene: VPS18
Product: VPS18 core subunit of CORVET and HOPS complexes
Exons: 5
Coding region: 617-3541 (974 amino acids)
Biological process (GO): endosome organization; organelle fusion; endosome to lysosome transport
Cellular component (GO): endosome; HOPS complex
Molecular function (GO): protein-macromolecule adaptor activity
Source: RefSeq, a predicted model, not a curated record
GCUGAGCAGCGUGUAGUGCUCGCAGCAUCGGGGCUUACGCGCAGCCCCUGCAAGCCUGCCCGUGGGGGGCUCCCUAGCCCGGCGCUGCCUCUGACUCGUGCGAUCACAGGGAGAAGGGCUGGAGCGAACCAGGGGCGCGGCGUCAGGACAGCCCCGCGCCUAUUGGGUGACACGAUUGGCGGGCGUGUGGUGAAGAGGGGCGGCGCUAGGCCAGCGACAGGCGCGCGACCUCCCGCUCAGGGCACGUGAGGGACACGCCCCGCCCCGCCCCGCGCGCAGCCGCGCUACCGCCCGGAAACCGGAAGCGCGGCGGCCCGCAAGCCGUCAGGUCACGUGCGGCCGCUCAGCUGAGCAUCUGCGGAAGUAGCCCGGCCGGAGUGACCUGGGCCGGAGGGGGGUCGGGCGCGGCCGGGCUCGCUGCGCGAGACAGGAGGGGCGGGGGCGGGGUCGGUGCUGCAGGAGCGGAGUUGCUCCCCGGUCUGUCGGGGGGCGGGGCGUUCUGCAGGAGGGGAGUUGUCGGAGGGUGCAGCGGGCUGCAGCGAGGGGGCUGCGUCGGGAUGAGUUGAGGGGAGGGAGCUGAGUGGGUGGCGGGGGACUGGCUGGUGAGGGGGCGGCCAUGGCCUCCAUCCUGGACGAGUACGAAGAUUCGCUGUCCCGCUCCGCCUCCCUGCAGCAGAGCCGCGCCAGCGUGGGCAUCCCGCACUCCGGGUAUGUGAAUGCUCGGCUGGAGAAGGAGACUCCAAUAUUUAACAAGCAAAGGAUUGAUUUCACUCCUCCAGAGAAAAUUAACAGCCUUGUGGUCUCCUGUAACCAACUCUGUAUGAGCCUUGGCAGAGACACCCUUUUCAGGAUUGAUCUUGGCAAGGCAGAUGAACCUAAUCAGGUAGAGUUGGGACGCAAGGAUGAAGCCAGAGUCUACAAGAUGUUUUUGGACCACACAGGAUCUCAUCUUGUGAUUGCACUGAACACUAGUGAAUGCCUGUAUUUGAACAGAAGUGCUCAGAAGGUGCGGACGCUCUCCCGCUGGAAAGGUCACUUGAUUGAAAGUGUGGGCUGGAACAAGUUUCUGGGUUCAGAGACUAACACUGGUCCUAUCCUGGUGGGGACAGCCCAGGGCCAAAUAUAUGAGGCUGAGAUCUCUGUCAGCGAGGGAAGUCUCUUCAGCACUAAUCUGGACCAGUAUUUCCGACUGGCCUAUACCUUAGAGGAGGAGGCAGGACCGACCCCAGUCUGCUGUCUGGAAAUAGAGCGAGGGCUCGAUGGGAAAUGUUUUAUCAUUGCCACUACUCGUAAGAGACUCUUCCAGUUUGUUGGCAAAGUGCCUGAGGGGGCGGAGCAACAGGGCUUUGGCUUCGUGUUUGGCAUGCAUGCAGACCACUUGCCCAGCUUCCGAGAGUUCCCAGCCAGCUUUGGCUACAGCGAAAUAGCAUUUUACACUCCAAAGCUACGCUCCUCCCCACGCUCCUUUGCCUGGAUGAUGGGAAAUGGGGUCUUGUAUGGUACAUUGGACUAUGGACGGCCUGACUCUAUUCUGAGUGAUGAACGGGUCUGGGAGUAUCCCUCUGAUGUAGAUGUGGCAGCUAACAAGCCAAUCUCCAUAGUGCUCACCCAGUUCCACUUCCUGCUGCUACUGCCUGACAGAGUGAAGGCUGUGUGCACUCUGAAUGGGCAGGUUGUCUUCCAAGACCUGUUCUUGGAGAAGUUUGGCUCGUUGAAGCGCAUGAUCAAAGAUCCCACAGUCGGGCAGAUCUGGAUCUACACGGAGAAAGUUGUAUUCCGCUACCACGUACAACGGGAAUCGAGAGAUGUCUGGAAGAUGUACAUGAACAUUAACAAGUUUGAUCUGGCCAAAGAGUACUGCAAAGACCGUCCUGAGUGCCUAGAUAUUGUGUUGGCAAGAGAGGCAGAACACUCCUUCCAAAACAAGAGGUACCUAGAUAGUGCCAAGUGUUAUGCACUGACCCAGAACUACUUUGAAGAGAUUGCCCUUAAGUUCAUUGAAGCCAAGCAGGAGGAGGCAUUGAUGGAGUUUCUGCUCAAGAAACUGGCCAGCUUAAAGUCCUCUGAAAAGACGCAGACAACUUUGCUGACCACCUGGUUAACAGAGCUUUACUUGAAUCGGCUAGGUGCUCUGGAGGGGAACACCUCGAAAAGGAAUCUCUUUGAGGCGACUCGGGAGAAGUUCUGCGGCUUCCUGAGCAGCCCCAGAAACAAAGAGUGCCUGUUCAAUAACCGAGCGUCCAUCUAUGAGUUGCUAGCAAGCCAUGGGGACACAGAACACAUGGUCUAUUUUUCAGUUAUUAUGCAGGACUAUGAGAGAGUGGUAGCCCAUCACUGCCAGCAUGAUGACUAUGAUGAAGCCCUAAACGUCCUUACCAGACACAGAGAUGAGAAGCUCUUUUACAAGUUCUCUCCGGUCCUGAUCCAGCACAUCCCCAAGAAGGUGGUUGAUGCUUGGAUCUCCAUGGGCACGAAACUGGAUGCCAGGAAGCUCAUACCUGCCCUCGUCAACUACAGCCAAAGUGGGAGCACCCAACAGAUCAGUGAAGCUAUUCGAUACAUGGAAUUCUGUGUGUGUGAGCUGGAGGAAACCGAGCAAGCCAUUCACAACUAUCUGUUGUCUCUCUAUGCUUUGUGUCGGCCAGACUCGCUGCUAUCAUAUCUCGAACAAGCAGGAGCCAACCCUAACAGGAUCCACUAUGACCUGAAGUAUGCGCUUCGGUUGUGUGCAGAGCAUGGACACCACCGAGCCUGUGUCCAUGUUUACAAAGUGAUGGAGUUAUAUGAGGAAGCAGUGGAUCUAGCUCUGCAGGUGGAUGUGGAUCUAGCAAAGUCCUGUGCAGACCUCCCUGAAGAGGAUGAGGAACUACGGAAGAAGCUCUGGUUGAAAAUUGCUCGCCACGUGGUCCAGGAAGAGAAGGACGUCAAGAAGGCUAUGGCCUGCCUUUCUAGCUGCAACUUACUAAAGAUUGAAGACGUCCUUCCCUUCUUCCCUGACUUUGUCACAAUCGACCACUUCAAGGAGGCAAUCUGCAACUCUCUGGAGGACUACAACAGGCACAUUGAGGAGCUGAAGAGAGAGAUGGAGGAAGCUACACAGAGUGCCAAGAGAAUCCGGGAGGACAUCCAGGAGAUGAGAAACAAAUAUGGCUCUGUGGAGCCUCAGGAGAAGUGUGCAGCCUGUGACUUUCCACUCCUAAACCGCCCUUUCUACCUUUUCCUUUGCGGCCACAUGUUCCACUAUGACUGUCUGUUCCAGGCAGUUUUUCCAAACCUGCCUGCCUACAAGCAAGCUAAGCUAGAAGACCUUCAGAAGAAGCUGGGAGCCACAAGCCAGCCCUCCAAAGCCCAUCAUCGCCCCAAGGACACAGAUGCCACCAGCUUGGGGAAGGGACAGCAGAGUCGGGAGCAGAUCAAGGCAGACAUUGAUGAUAUUGUAGCAGCUGAAUGCGUGUACUGUGGGGAGCUGAUGAUCCGGUCCAUUGACAAGCCUUUCAUUGACCCACAAAAGUAUGAGGAGGAGAGGCAGAGUUGGCUGUAGGGUCACACAGUUAUUGUUCGAGGCUGCGCAUGAACACAAAACUUUGAGUUAUACGUCAUGUCCACUGCCUGUGAAAUAUGCAUAUUAGGAAUUAGCCUCCAGAAAUCUGAAAACAAAUGGAUUCGAUAGAGCUCUAAGGAGAGAGCAGCUGGUACUGUUAUGUGGAAAGCAAUGAGUUAGUCCUGGAGGACUAUGAGAGAAAUGGUUAUGGUUGUCUAAGAACUGGAAGAUUAAUUUCCACCAAUGCCUCAGAACUUCUUCUGGCUUCUCUCUGAAGGUGAGCUUGAGCUUGCCUCUUGAAGCUGCUCUUAUGAGACCCUUUGGCAUGAAGAUAAGAAUACCUCAUUGCCCAGAGAGAACUGGGAACAGAAAAAUGAUUUCAUUCAGUUGCACUGCUUCCCCAUUUUAUAGUAUUAAUUCAGGUGAAGACUGGGGCGAUGGGAAGAAGCAGUGGGGAGUGCUUGGUGGCAUAGGCUUUCAUUCAUCACUUUCAAAUUAGGAAUUGCUUUUAGUUUGCUUCCUAAUGAGAUUGUUUAGCCAGCUUUACUGACAGAAAUGUAAAAGGAAGGCAAUAGACUUGCGUUUACAUGUGUGUCUACAAACAUCUGUCCUGUUACACGAAUGCAUGGUUCUGUAUAAUAACAUAAAAAUAUGAUUCUUAAGCAGCGCAGUGUCUAAAAAGAUGCAUAUUAAUCCCUGUGUCUGGAAUUUCGGGGUUGUGGUCUUUCCCCAGUUUUCCAACAAGUUUUUUGGUCUGAUCCAUACAGUUGAAUCUUCUGUAGGAUCUCUUCACUUUGUUUCCAGCCAUUAUACUGUAGUCCAUUCUGAAUACCCAUACUGGGACAUUCUGCACAAUUACCUGUUUUGGUUCCAGCACCACUGAAGUACAGUACUUGCUAAUGGUAGUUUGAGUAUUACGUAUAAUGAUACUUCACAGGUAGCACCACUGAGUGGGCACUCCAAUGAAAGUCUAGCAAUCAGUUUCCUCAAGGACUGACCACAGCACUUCUCUGAGUCAGUGACACCAUUUCAUCUUUCAUCUUGAAGCAGAAACUUGAGAGCCUUUGGCGUCCUUUGCUAAGCAAUCUAACUGUUCCCUUCAUGGCUUAGUUGAGUGCUCCUGUAGGUCAGUGUAUUUCUCCCCAACCCCUCCAGAUGCUGCUCAGCAUUGGAAGAUUUUUUUUUGGUCCUGUUUUUGACAGGGAGAUCAUUACACUUGAGGUGGAGGAUGAGAUUUUUCUCUAGCACCUUAGUAGGAGUUAGUAGUGGCAUGUGACAUUUAGAUCUGUCAGCACUUCCUCAUGAAAGAACUAAACUUCCCAUGGAGCUUUGGCUGGGACUAAAUCACAAAGAUCCACAGAUGAGGGGCAGUCGUGAGAAUCACGUUUUGUAAAGCGGUGGUGGAUAUUUGUCAGUUUAGUUGAGAGGAAAUUAAAAAAAAAAAAAAUCUCUCCUGACUUCUAUAAAGCUUAUGUUCUUGUCUUGAGAACCCAUCUGUGACCUGCUAGCCACUCAUGACAGCUGCUGUGACUGUGGAACUGGGUCUUGGUGUAAUACAAAAUUACAUUUUGUCUUCUUAACUGGGGGUCUUAGUAGCCUCACAGGGUUCCAGUAGAACUUCCCCAACUUCUGAUCAGAGCAUUUCCUAACUGAGGGCUUAGCCUGCAAUGUUUUACUUGUGCAGUGCUGGCAGGAAGAAGCCUUAAAUCAGAGGUGGGCAAACUAUGGCCCGCGGGCCACAUCUGACCUGCGGGACCAUCCUGCCCGGCCCCUGAGCUCCCGGCCGGGGAGGCUAGCCCCCGGCCCCUCCCCUGCUGUCUCCUCUCCCCUGCAGCUAACGUGCUGGAGCAGCACGGCUUGCACCCGCCCACCUCCCAGACUUUCCAAUAAGCCUGUCCUGCCGCCAGCAUGGUAAGGGGGCAGGGAGAGUUGGAUAAGGGGCAGGAGGUCCCAGGGGGCAGUCAGGGGACAGGGGGCAGUUGGAUGGGGUGGGGGUGGUCAGGAGACAGGGAGUGGGGGGAGGUUGGAUAGGGGGUGGGGAGCAGGGGGGUUGAAUGGGGGUGGGGUCCUGGGGGGGCAGUUAGGGAUGGGGGUCCCCGGAGGGGGCGGUCAGGGGACAAGGAAUGUGGGGGAGGGGUUGGAUGGGUCGGGAGUUCUGAGGGGGCUGGGGACAGGCUGUUUGGGGAGGCACAGCUUUCCCUACCCGGCCCUCCAUACCGUUUCGCAACCCCAGUGUGGUCCUCGGGCCAAAAAGUUUGCCCACCCCUCCCCUAAAUGAACACUGUCAGAGCUGCAUUUCAGUAGUAGAAAGAACUGUUGCUAUUGGAAAUAUUAUCUUUUUACUACUAGAACUGCUGAAUAACUAGUUUCAUUAGUGCCAGCUAUUAGUGCUUGUUGAUGGCUUAUCAGUUCUCUUUUUGGUUGGUUCUGGAUUGCUGUUUGACUUGAGAGAGCUGCUCUCUGUACCAGAAGGCUUUUGUGAUGAAGACACAUGAGGUAUGUGUCUCACUUAUUGAAUGUGAUGUCUUUGAAAUUCUACAUUAAACCUUCCUGAUAUGA